Trypanosoma grayi is the source of this 984-nucleotide messenger RNA. Its product is annotated as mitochondrial carrier protein. Gene Ontology annotation, molecular function: transmembrane transporter activity. The coding region runs from base 1 to 984 and encodes 327 amino acids. Gene Ontology annotation, biological process: transport. The record is from RefSeq and is a predicted model, not a curated record. NCBI's taxonomy places the organism in Eukaryota, Euglenozoa, Kinetoplastea, Trypanosomatida, Trypanosomatidae. The transcript has a single exon.
AUGGGCGGAAUCGCGGUGCUGCUUGUAGGGCACCCGUUUGAUACAAUAAAGGUUUGGCAGCAAAGCGUGAGUGCGCCACGCGUGCUGGCCUCGGUGACACCGGCCACGGAAAGCAGCUGCAGAGCAGCAAUGGAGUUGUACCACAAGGAGGGAUUUCGAGCCUUUUACAAGGGUGUAUGUGCCCCUAUGUGUGCCGUGGGAUUUGCCAACGGGGCUCUCUUUGGUAUAUAUAGCACAAUAGUUAAUUUUUUUAUUCAUAGUCAGUCAUCUCUGUUUUAUUACGAAGAUGAUGACCAAGCCACAUUUCAGUACACGGACGGCAGUGAAUAUGGGCGCAGAGGUAUGGUUGAAAGCAAUGCCACCGAGACGUAUCAAAAACAAGACCUCUCAGAGCACUUCCGCACAGGCGGGGGGCUGAGCGCCUUUGAAAACUUCAUUGCGUCUAGUGGGGGCGGCAUGGCGUAUGCGACGGUCAUGAAUCCCUUUGAAGUGGUGAAGAUACACCGGCAGACGGAGCAUCUCUUCCCCAACCGACGAUCUUUUGGGACUGUGCACUGCGCGCGACGUUUGUAUGCGAGUGGCGGCCUCAAAGUGUUCUUUAAGGGGUAUAGUGCGACUUUGAUUCGGGAUAUUCCUGGGGCUGGUGUGUAUCUCUGUACCUACAGUGCUUUUAUACAGAUGAUUGGUGGCGAGAAGAACUACAGCGUCCCACGCAUCUUACUCGCCGGCGGCUGCUCUGGUGUGGCGCAGUGGAUCGUCAUAUUCCCCCUUGACACCAUCAAGACACGAAUACAGGUGGCCAAGGAGGGUGAGCCAUUGGUAUGGACACGAUGUGCGAGGCGUUUGUAUAGCCGUCGUGGCUUUGCAGGUCUCUAUUGCGGGAUUGCUCCUGCCCUCGUGCGCGCGUUUGCCGCGAACGGCGCCGCCUUUGUUGGCGUUGAGGCAACGCUUGAGUUCUUCCGCACGACUGGAAUGGAACCAUAA